Messenger RNA from Tupaia belangeri chinensis (Chinese tree shrew), 2511 nucleotides. It is a transcript of the gene SCYL1, whose product is annotated as SCY1 like pseudokinase 1. Gene Ontology annotation, biological process: protein phosphorylation. NCBI's taxonomy places the organism in Eukaryota, Metazoa, Chordata, Mammalia, Scandentia, Tupaiidae. Gene Ontology annotation, molecular function: ATP binding; protein kinase activity. The record is from RefSeq and is a predicted model, not a curated record.
CUCAUUCCGGAGCCUCCGGAGGGCAGCCCGCCCGGGCCCUGGACCCUACACCGCGGCCGUAAGAAGGCCACCAGCAGCCCAGUGUCCAUCUUCGUGUAUGAUGUGAAGCCUGGCGCGGAAGAGCAGACCCAGGUAGCCAAAGCUGCCUUCAAGCGCCUCAAAACUCUCCGGCAUCCCAACAUCCUGGCCUACAUCGAUGGGCUGGAGACAGAAAAAUGCCUCCACAUAGUGACAGAGGCUGUGACCCCACUGGGAACAUACCUCAAGGUGCGAGCAGAGGCUGGUGGCCUAAAGGAGCUGGAGCUCUCUUGGGGGUUACACCAGAUCGUGAAAGCCCUCAGCUUCCUGGUCAACGACUGCAGCCUCAUCCACAACAAUGUCUGCAUGGCCGCUGUGUUCGUGGACCGAGCUGGAGAGUGGAAGCUUGGGGGCCUGGACUACAUGUACUCAGCCCAGGGCAAUGGUGGGGGUCCCCCCCACAAGGGGGUCCCUGAACUUGAGCAAUAUGACCCCCCGGAGCUGGCUGACACCAGUGGCAGAGUGGUCAGAGAGAAGUGGUCAGCAGACAUGUGGCGCUUGGGCUGCCUCAUCUGGGAAGUCUUCAAUGGCCCCCUACCUCGGGCCGCUGCCCUGCGCAACCCUGGGAAGAUCCCCAAAUCACUGGUGCCCCAUUACUGUGAGCUGGUGGGAGCCAACCCCAAGGUGCGUCCCAACCCGGCUCGCUUCCUGCAGAACUGCCGGGCGCCUGGUGGCUUCAUGAACAACCGCUUUGUGGAGACCAACCUCUUCCUAGAAGAGAUUCAGAUCAAAGAGCCAGCUGAGAAGCAAAAGUUCUUCCAAGAGCUGAGCAAGAGCCUAGACUCCUUCCCCGAAGAUUUCUGUCGGCACAAGGUGCUGCCCCAGCUGCUGACGGCUUUUGAGUUUGGCAAUGCUGGGGCUGUGGUCCUCACACCCCUCUUCCAGGUGGGCAAGUUCCUCAGCUCCGAGGAGUACCAGCAGAAGAUCAUCCCUGUGGUGGUCAAGAUGUUCUCGUCCACCGACCGGGCCAUGCGCAUCCGCCUCCUUCAGCAGAUGGAGCAGUUCAUCCAAUAUCUUGAUGAGCCAACAGUCAACACCCAGAUCUUUCCCCAUGUUGUGCAUGGCUUCUUGGACACCAACCCUGCCAUCCGGGAGCAGACAGUCAAGUCCAUGCUGCUCCUGGCCCCCAAGCUGAACGAGGCCAACCUCAACAUGGAGUUGAUGAAGCACUUUGCGCGGCUGCAGGCCAAGGAUGAGCAGGGCCCCAUCCGCUGCAACACUACGGUCUGCCUGGGCAAAAUUGGCUCCUACCUCAGUGCCAGCACCAGACACAGGGUCCUCACUUCCGCCUUCAGCCGAGCCACUAAGGACCCAUUUGCACCGUCCCGGGUUGCGGGUGUCCUGGGUUUUGCUGCCACCCACAACCUCUACUCGAUGGAUGACUGUGCCCACAAGAUCCUGCCUGUGCUCUGUGGCCUCACUGUGGAUCCCGAGAAAUCUGUGCGGGACCAGGCCUUCAAGGCCAUUCGAAGCUUCCUGUCCAAACUGGAGUCUGUGUCAGAGGAUCCCACCCAACUGGCAGAAGUGGAGAAGGAUGUCCAUGCAGCCUCCAGUCCUGGGAUGGGAGGAGCCGCAGCCAGCUGGGCAGGCUGGGCUGUAACCGGGGUCUCCUCACUCACCUCCAAGCUGAUCCGGGCACACCCCACGGCUGCUCCCGCUGAGGCCAGUGUCCCCCAGAGACCAAUGCCUGAGGGACUUCCUGCCCCAGCCACCACCCCUGUCCCUGCAACCCCUACAACCUCAGACCACUGGGAGACACAGGAGGAGGACAAGGACACAGCAGAAGACAGCAGUGCUGCUGACAGAUGGGAUGAUGAAGACUGGGGCAGCUUGGAGCAGGAGGCCGAGUCUGUGUUGGCCCAACAGGAUGAAUGGAGAGCAGGGGGCCAAGGGAGCCGUGUUGGACAGGUCAGCAGCCAGGACCACAAAUCUCCGGAGUCAGAAUGGAACAGCUGGGAAGCUGAGGGCUCCUGGGACCAGGGCUGGCAGGAGCCCAGGUCCUCAGAGCCACCUCCUGAGGGCACACGGCUGGCCAGCGAGUAUAACUGGGGUGGCUCAGAGCCCAAUGACAAGAGUGACCCCUUUGCUUCGCUUUCCACACGUCCCAGUGCCCAGCCUAGGCCUGACUCCUGGGGCGAGGACAACUGGGAGGGCCUGGAAACUGAAAGCAGGCAGGUGAAGGCAGAAUUGGCCCGGAAAAAGCGUGAGGAGCGGCGGCGGGAGAUGGAGGCCAAACGCGCAGAGAAAAAGGCAGCCAAGGGCCCCAUGAAGCUGGGAGCCCGGAAGCUGGACUGAAUCUCCCGUGGGGACGCUUCCCGGCUCAGGAGAGCAGGCCCUGCGGAUGUAUUUAUUGUACAAACUACAGGAGCCCGGCCGGCCAGGCCAGGCCCAUCUCAUGUACAUAAUCAGAGCCACAAUAAAUUCUAUUUCACA